This is a messenger RNA of Linum tenue, 1205 nucleotides long. The record is from the annotation of a GenBank genome assembly. Lineage: Eukaryota; Viridiplantae; Streptophyta; Magnoliopsida; Malpighiales; Linaceae.
CGGUCUCCUUUCCGAUGCCAUCUCAAUUCUACAAAAAGCAGAGCAUGGAAAAGAAAAGGGAAACAGAGCAAAGCAACGGUAACAACGAAUCCGAAUCCAGGACGGAGAGAAAAGGAAAAGGGAGAUCAGGAUGUCGAAUAAUAAGAAGAGGAAACAAAGGGGGAAAGAAGAGGUAGGAGAAGAAAGAGAGGGAUUUCUGAGCCCAAAUUGCAGAGUGGUGGAGUAUCUUCAGCCACUGAUGUCGAAGGAGCUACUGGUCAAGUUCCCGGACAACUCCGACUUCGAUUUUAACUACUCCGAGAGCUCGAUAUGGUCGCCUCUCGUCCCUCGUAUCCACAAUUAUGGUGGUGGGUUCCCGUCAGAUUCGGAAAACAGGGGCGAGAGGCCGAGGAAGAGGAUGAAGGUGAAGAAAAUGGCGGUGGCAGGGGAGGUUGAAGCAAAAACUGCCACUUCGUGCAACUUCAGUUUCGGAUUGACGAAGAUGAAGAAGAAGAAGAGGAAGGAAGGAAUAAUGGUGGACUCUGUUUUCUCUUCAAAUCCUGUGGAGGGCUCUGUUUCCUGUGCCCCUCUGGCUACUAAGGGUUGGAAUAAGGUGCUGAAAGCUGCCACUAAGCAUUUUAAGAGGAGCAAAACGAAGACGACGAAGAGGAGAGAUCCACGUGUCAGGCUGUCCAACUAUCUGGUGAAAUUCCCUGAAGAAUUAUGAUCUUCUUCUUCCCCUGAAUUCGCAUUUGCCAGUUCUAUUUUAUGAUAACAAUAUUCUACGUUGUCGAAUCUUCAUGUAUGGAAAUGAAAGUGAAACGAAAGAUAGGAAGUUCCAUCUUUCAUCAUAAAACAAUGCUGCCAGUCCAUCUCGUGUUGCUCUGGCCGACUGUCUUUUUCUACGAGGACAAGCGAGUGCUAAUCGUCAAAUCGCAAUAGGAGACUAGAAAGCAAAGAAGGAACUAAAUAGUUGUCGCCGGAAUGUGAUUGACUAUUGAAUAUUGAUAUGGUCCAUGCCUCAACCUAUAGUUUGAAUUGAAUUUCUUGUGUGAGUUUCUUAUUAAUAGAUGGGGGACGAUACCAACGAAUGAUUACAAGUUAGGUUGAGAAAAAGGAGAAGCUUAUGUAUGGCCUUUAUGAAAAUUUAGAAUCACAUAAUUUUUGGAUUUACGACGUUGUGUUAGGUAUUGGCAGAUCAAAUUCUAUGCAGCUUCGAGUUGAAC